AUGUAUGUCAACAGCUUGCCGCCUGACAUGGACACAGCAUCCGCCUGCAGUACAGAAUCCAGUGACGGGAUUAACACGUUCAAGAAAUGCGAGGAGACCCGUGAAGACGCGGGGUCGACAGCGUCCUCUCCGGAGGACAACGUGAAGGAACUCUGCCAGGAUAUGGACACGCAGGUCGACUCCUUUAUUCCAACAGUCACCGCAAUCGCUACUACCCCAGAUUUCCAGUGGAUGGUCCAGCCGACCAUCAUUACAUCCGUCAGUCAGACUCUUGGCAGCAAGCCGGCCAAUAGCGUGCAGAGCUCUCCCCGAGCAGCAUCCAAAGUAGGCGGGACAAAGGGGAAAAAUUCUGCAAGGAAGGGGAAAGCAGAACAGCUCUCUCCAGCGGAUGAGGAGAAGAAGAAGGUGCGAAGGGAGCGCAAUAAAAUGGCUGCAGCCAAGUGUCGCAACAGGCGACGGGAACUCACAGACACCCUGCAAGCUGAGACGGACAUACUGGAGGAGGAGGGAGCCGCUCUGGAGCUGGAGAUCGCCAACCUGCUGAAGGAGAAGGAGAGACUGGAGGACGCCCUCUCCACGCACAAACCCAUGUGUCAGCUGCCCGAGGAGCUGGGCGUCAUGUUCCGGGACGCCGCCGCCGCCACCGCCGGCGGGCCCCCCGACUUCCCCCCCGGCAGCCCGAGCGGUGAGGACAGGCUCCAGGAGGACGGGGGCAGCCAGGACGGCGUCCUCCUGCAGGACGGCAUGGACGCCCAGCCCAGCGACCCGUCCGCCGCCAUCUCCGGCGACUCCGACAUCCUGCUGUGCGCCAGCGCGGAGAUCAGCGGCUGUGACCUGGAGCCGUCCCUGGAGGUGAAGGAGGGGGCGCUGCUGGACGAGCUGGUGUCGGGCCUGGAGGACGACGACGGGGCCCCCAUGGAGACGGGCCGCUCGGUGCCCGACAUCGACCUGAGCAGCUCGCUGGGGGUGUCCGACUGGGAGACGCUGUACAAGUCGGUGUCCGGGGACCUGGAGCCGCUGAGCACGCCGGUGGUGACCUCCACACCCACCUGUAACAGUUACCUGUCCGUCUUCACGUUCGCCUGUCCCGAGCUGGACGCCCUCCCGGAGGGGAUGGAUGGCGUCAAGGGCGGAGCGGGAAAGACUGAAUCAGGGGACCUGCUCAACUCGCCCACUCUCCUCGCUUUGUAAGGUCUAAAGAGGGAGAGAUGUUCUGAGCUUGGAUCGCUUUUUACCAGAUCCAUGGUUUUGAAAUUGUUCCACCGAUGUAUGCCCACGGUAUUCUAUGACACUUUAACGAGAAACUGCAUUCAUGACAUGUAUUGUAUGCGUGUGUGCCCAAUCAGAAAUAUAAACUUUACUACAUGGUAAUGGAGCUGAAAGCAUGCCUUUUUAAGUUUCAUAAAAGGGAGAUGAGUUCUGGCGUUAUAGCGCAUGCUGAGGAUUGUCAGAGCUCAUGUUUGAUCUGUUACUAGAUCUAAGAUGUAUUGUUGAAUUAAUGUUACAGUUUGGUUUCGUGUCAGUGUCAGUGAUGUGAUGACUGCUGUGACCGUUUUAACCAUCCGUGCUCCGCCUGACAUACCUCACACCACCGACUCGUCAAAACCAUCGUUACACUGUUUAUGGUUUUCCAUGAAAACAUCCAUAUAUCUAUCAAGAUGUAAUUUAUGAUAAUUUAUUUUUUUACUUCUGAGAAUUUGACUUAUUCGUCAAAUAAUUCAAACAAAAGAGCAUUGAUUGCUUAUUUAUUCUGGAUAAUCAUAAUAAAUGUUCACUCAGUGAUGUCUGGAUAACCUUU
This is a messenger RNA of Gadus chalcogrammus (walleye pollock), 1798 nucleotides long. RefSeq names its product v-fos FBJ murine osteosarcoma viral oncogene homolog Aa (gene fosaa). Gene Ontology annotation, biological process: regulation of transcription by RNA polymerase II. Bases 1 to 1191 code for a protein of 396 amino acids. The transcript has 4 exons. Gene Ontology annotation, cellular component: nucleus. Lineage: Eukaryota; Metazoa; Chordata; Actinopteri; Gadiformes; Gadidae. The record is from RefSeq and is a predicted model, not a curated record. Gene Ontology annotation, molecular function: DNA-binding transcription factor activity, RNA polymerase II-specific; RNA polymerase II cis-regulatory region sequence-specific DNA binding.